AUGGGCAUCAUAUGCCCUUCGAUAGUCCUUGUUGCGGGCAUCGUCCUCGCUCUAUUAUGGGCCAUUUUUGGCCAAACAAGACUGAUGAGAAAUGGCAUCCCACUACGACGUCCUCCUGGCACUCUACCGCUGGCUGGAAACGGCAUCAAUUUCUUAAGGGACCGGCAAAAGCUGUUUGACUGGUUCACCAAGUGCGAGCAGCUCUACGGCCACGAAACACUGCAGAUCUCCGUCCCGAGCCUACCACCUGGCGUCAUUAUCAGUGACCCAAGGAACCUGGAAUACGUCUUCAAAAACGAGGGAAUAUUUGCCAAGGGCGAGUUCUUUAAGCGGCGGUCCAGAGACUUGUUCGGAAACGGCAUUAUCAAUGUUGACGGCGACCUAUGGAAAAUCCAACGCAAAGCGGGGCUUAGCUUCCUCAACACAUCCAACUUGAGAGUCCUGACAGAUGUGGCUCUACCGCAGUACCUAUCGCAGAGUGUGGCCUUCUUGAAGAGCAAGACUGACAAGGGUGUCAUUGACUUACAGGCCGUCUUUCACGAACUCACGACACAGCUCAUGGGAAAGAUGGCGUACAACAUGGAGAUGCAUGCCGAAGAUGAGUUUGGUCUCGCUUUCGAUGAUGCGUCCGGUGCCACUGCCGAACGAUUCCAGAACCCGCUGUGGUUCGUCACCGAAUUGCUCACCGGUGUUCGGCUGCGGAGCUCUAUCUCGACCGUCAAGGCAUUUGGACGAACCAUCGUCUCCAGUGCGAUGGCAGACAGGAAGAGCCGUCCCCAAACCGAGAAGCAGGUUCCCGAUGAUGCCAGCAAGGACAGACUAGAUCAUAUCUCGGGCAGUUUGAUCCAGUCGUUCUUGGACUCCAUAGGGGACGAGCAGCUGGUCGCCGAUGCCGCGUUGAACUACCUUUCUGCCGGCAAAGACACAACAGCGCAGGCCCUCACGUGGACAUUCUACUUGCUGAUGAAACAUCCCGAGGUCGUGGCCAAGAUCCGUGAGGAGGUCGACCAUGUUACAGAGGGCAGCGAGAUAACCCUCGACAGGGCCAUCGCAGAACGGGGCAAUCCAAACUCGAUGCCAUAUGUCUCCGCCGUCUUUUGCGAAGCCCUGCGUAUCUUCCCGCCCAUCCCUUUUGAGAUCAAGCAGGCUGUGCAGGCGACCACUCUACCAGAUGGCACAUUUUUGCCCCAGAACUCCGUUGUUGUGUGGUGCACCUGGGCAAUGAACCGAUCGUGUGCCACAUGGGGUCCUGACGCGGACGAGUUCCGCCCUGAGCGUUGGCUGGUCGGUGGCAAGGUGACGAAUAAGAGCGCCUCCGAGUUCCCUGUCUUCAACGGGGGGCCGAGGACGUGUCUGGGCAAGAAGAUGGCAGAGAUCAUUGCCGUGCAGGUGAUCGCCACGGUGGCUGGCCUGUUCGACUGUGUGAGGGUUGACAGUUCGACGAGGGUCAGCAAGAGCAGUCUUACACUUCCUAUGAAGGAUGGACUCCCUUGCUUUGUGCGCCACAGGGCCGCUGUGCCCAAAUAA
Molecule: messenger RNA, 1527 nt
Organism: Colletotrichum higginsianum IMI 349063
Lineage: Eukaryota; Fungi; Ascomycota; Sordariomycetes; Glomerellales; Glomerellaceae
Product: Cytochrome P450
Exons: 4
Coding region: 1-1527 (508 amino acids)
Molecular function (GO): oxidoreductase activity, acting on paired donors, with incorporation or reduction of molecular oxygen; heme binding; iron ion binding
Source: RefSeq, a predicted model, not a curated record